Molecule: messenger RNA, 2288 nt
Organism: Platichthys flesus (European flounder)
Lineage: Eukaryota; Metazoa; Chordata; Actinopteri; Pleuronectiformes; Pleuronectidae
Gene: impdh2
Product: IMP (inosine 5'-monophosphate) dehydrogenase 2
Exons: 15
Coding region: 310-1926 (538 amino acids)
Biological process (GO): GTP biosynthetic process
Cellular component (GO): cytoplasm
Molecular function (GO): IMP dehydrogenase activity
Source: RefSeq, a predicted model, not a curated record
CGGAAACGCUGUCACAGGAUAGUAACGCACGUGUGGACUGUGGAGCUGCAGAAGAACGUGAGUACCGAGCGCGUGCAGCCGGAGCAGACGGUAACACGCGGCGGACAUCUUUUCCGCAGCGGUGGAGCCAGAGCAGCACGCUGAAGUGACCGAGGAGAAGGAGAGCGCCACGGACGAGGACGAAUAGAGUUGUCGGUGUCUGUCCCUGGGCCUCUGUGUGUGCGCACGCGCGUGUGGGUUGCCAUCGCAGCUGGUUGAGUUGGUUCCAUCAGUAACCGGGACCGAACAGAGGACCGGGCGGCGGACGUCAUGGCGGACUACUUGAUCAGCGGGCAGACCGGUUACGUCCCCGAAGACGGUUUAGCGGGACAGCAGCUGUUCAACGGGGGAGACGGACUCACGUACAACGACUUUCUGAUCCUGCCAGGUUACAUCGACUUCUCAUCAGAUCAAGUGGACCUGACAUCAGCACUCACCAAACAAAUCACCAUGAAGACCCCCUUUGUCUCCUCUCCUAUGGACACUGUCACAGAGGCCGACAUGGCCAUUGCUAUGGCACUAACAGGUGGUAUCGGUUUCAUCCACCAUAACUGCACUCCAGAAUUUCAGGCGAAUGAAGUUCGCAAAGUGAAGCGUUAUGAGCAGGGCUUCAUCACAGACCCUGUGGUGAUGAGCCCCAACGAGAGCGUACAGGAUGUCUUCCAGGCCAAGGCUCGCCAUGGCUUCUGCGGCAUUCCUAUCACAGACAACGGCAAAAUGGGCGGCAAGCUGGUGGGCAUCAUUUCUUCCAGAGACAUCGACUUCCUGAAGGAGGACGACCGCCUCCUGCCGCUCAGCCAGGUGAUGACAAAGCUGGAGGAUCUAGUGGUCGCCCCUGCUGGAGUGACGUUGAAAGAAGCCAAUGAAAUCCUCCAGAGAAGUAAGAAAGGUAAAUUGCCUAUAGUGAAUGAAGAGGGAUCCUUGGUGUCCAUCAUCGCUCGCACAGACUUGAAGAAGAACAGAGACUUCCCUCUGGCCUCCAAAGAUUCCCGUAAACAGCUGCUGUGUGGUGCAGCCAUUGGUACCCACAACGAUGACAAGUACCGACUGGAUCUGCUGGUGCAAAGCGGCGUGGACGUGGUCGUACUGGACUCCUCUCAGGGCAACUCGAUCUACCAGAUAAACAUGAUCAAAUGUAUCAAAGAAAAGUACCCCCACCUACAGGUCAUCGGAGGCAAUGUGGUGACUGCAGCUCAGGCGAAGAACCUCAUCGAUGCAGGAGUAGAUGCGCUCAGAGUGGGGAUGGGCAGCGGCUCAAUCUGCAUCACACAGGAAGCUCCCCCCAGUGUACCACCAGCAAUAAAGCUCCACAGCCCCAAAACCCCAACCACUGUUACGGGAUACAGUGUGCUGGCAUGCGGCAGACCCCAGGCCACAGCUGUCUAUAAGGUAUCGGAGUACGCACGUCGUUUCGGUGUGCCCGUCAUAGCUGACGGCGGCAUCCAGACUGUUGGGCACAUUGCCAAAGCUCUGGCACUGGGAGCAUCUACAGUGAUGAUGGGCUCUCUGCUUGCCGCCACUAGUGAAGCUCCUGGUGAAUAUUUCUUCUCUGACGGCAUCAGACUGAAGAAGUACCGCGGAAUGGGCUCUUUGGAUGCCAUGGACAAAAACCUGGGCUCCCAGACCAGAUACUUCAGUGAGAGCGAUAAGAUCAAAGUUGCUCAGGGUGUUUCUGGAGCGGUGCAGGACAAAGGCUCCAUCAACAAGUUUGUUCCCUACCUGCUGGCCGGCAUUCAGCACUCCUGUCAGGACAUCGGUUCAAAGAGCCUCACACAGCUCAGAGCCAUGAUGUACUCAGGAGAUCUGAAAUUUGAAAGGAGAACAUCAUCAGCUCAGAUGGAGGGUGGAGUCCACAGCAUGCACAGCUACGAGAAGCGUCUGUUUUGAGGACGUUUAGCCCGAAGAUGAGGAAUCCUUCCAAAAGACAUUAUGCAAUCACACUACUUGCCAGACCCUCUCGUUUCAUACUCUACACAUGCAGACUAACUUUUCAUACAAAUGCGUCUCUAAAGAUCAGUUGUCACACACACACUCUUCCAAGGAUCAUCGGUCUUCCUGCCAGUGCCAUCUAUGCAUCGUCUGUGUUUUUAUCCGUUUGUGUGUGAAGGAGGGAACUAAGCAUUUCUAUGUAUUUAUCAGUACAUGUGCGAUUGAAUCCUCCAAUGCCUUCAUGUCUCCAGUUUACUGCUGUGAUCAUUCUAAGGCAAAAAAGUUGUCCAAUAAUAAUAAAGCUCUUGUUUUUUCCACAA